UGUACAACUCUCAACUCCUAUUUCUUCCACCAUUUCCAGUUUCACAGAGUACUUUGCAAGCUGGUGUUCAGCCCCAAACCACAUACACUUUUGUUUUUUAACUACUUUUAUUGCACUGCAGCUCCUGUGAUAAUAUGAUGUUGGCAAAGAUCUUUCCCGCUGUUGUGCAGCCACGCUGCCUUGCAGGAUUAGGGCCUGUUAUUGCCAACAGGGGAGAGAAACGGGGACGCUGACAAUGUAGUAAGGGGGAAAUGGCAGUCAAAAUAGUAAAUAACAAAGUCCGACAAUGAAUUUGGAAGGCAGCUGAGAUGUUUACACAAGAGGCUUUUUAGAAAACCUUGCAGUAAUAUAACGCCCGAGCCUUGUUCAAUAGGGCUGUGGCUGAUUUGGUUGCACUGCAGUAAAUACUCGGGCUUCAAAAAUAUUUUCUUCAAUAUUUGUAGGUCAAGCAUAAUCUGAACUCUCAGGCUUUUAGGCCUGGGAUUUAACGGAGGAUGCCAGCUUAAUUAUGGCUAUUGGAUUUGGCCUGAGACAGGGACAUAUUUAAAAAAAAAUGUACCUAUAGAUUAAAAAGAGUAUGUGCUUGAAGCACAUCAAAAGACUUUCUGAACACGCUUACAAAGAACACGCUAUGAACAACGAGCAGCUGUGCUUGUUUCAGAAGAGGAACCAUUUGCCAGCAGCAGAGCAGCGUGUGGGGACCGUUUUGAUUGUAACUCAAGAAAUACCAGCUGUCGAGUCCGAGCUGUUGAAAACAGAGGCCAAGUGUCUCUCUUAAGAGUGUGAUCCACGCCCCGCUCUGCAUUCCUGUUAGGGACUGAACUUGCUGCUAGGCAACUCUGUGACCCUCCCAUUCAGCGAUAGUCCAACAGCCUUUGAUUUCUUUCUAAAUCUCAUGCAGAUCAAUGAGACAGGAUGAAAUUAACAGACCCGUGUCUGAGUUCUGAAGGAGCUGAAGUUAUCUUAGCCACAUCAAGCGAUGAAAAAUAUCCCCCUGAAAACAUCAUUGAUGGAAAUUCAGAAACGUUUUGGACGACAACAGGAAUGUUUCCACAGGAAUUCAUUAUCAGUUUCCAUAAAUGUGUAAGAUUCAGCAAACUCACGAUCCUAUGUUACUUAGUGCAGACUAUAAGGAUUGAAAAAAGCUUAUCUAAGGAUCCAGUAGAUUUUGAGAAGUGUGUUGAAAAAGAUUUUCAUUAUUCAGAAGGGGAGCUUCAAACGGAAGAAUUUUCAUUUCCUGAUUGCCAAGCUACCUACUUGCGAUUCGUCAUCAAAUCAGGUUUUGAUCACUUUGUGUCAGUGCAUAGGGUGAUGGUAGAUGGCAUGGCAGAAGACAUGUAAACCCCAGUUUAAAUCAUUACCUGAAAACAUGUUGUGUAAUAACCUGUGUAUUCCUACUUGUAACAUAAAGAAUAUUAUUAAAUCAUUACACUAAAA
Messenger RNA from Gavialis gangeticus (Gharial), 1437 nucleotides. RefSeq names its product heat shock protein family B (small) member 11 (gene IFT25). Gene Ontology annotation, cellular component: centrosome; cilium; intraciliary transport particle B. Gene Ontology annotation, biological process: intraciliary transport. The record is from RefSeq and is a predicted model, not a curated record. The transcript has 5 exons. Bases 916 to 1341 code for a protein of 141 amino acids. NCBI's taxonomy places the organism in Eukaryota, Metazoa, Chordata, Crocodylia, Gavialidae.